Molecule: messenger RNA, 1116 nt
Organism: Fonticula alba
Lineage: Eukaryota; Rotosphaerida; Fonticulaceae
Exons: 2
Coding region: 1-1116 (371 amino acids)
Biological process (GO): regulation of cyclin-dependent protein serine/threonine kinase activity
Cellular component (GO): cyclin-dependent protein kinase holoenzyme complex; nucleus
Molecular function (GO): cyclin-dependent protein serine/threonine kinase regulator activity; protein kinase binding
Source: RefSeq, a predicted model, not a curated record
AUGUCUAUCCUCACUUUCACCCCCUCGUCGGCCAUUGUGCCUGACCGCAAUGUCCAGCCGACCUGGAACUUCUCCCAGCGCGGGGCAGCCGGCGCUCCCGGCACCGGGCCUUCGCUCGACGCCCCGGCUGACAUGCAGGCUGCCGGGGCCCCGGUCACCGGGGCCGCCCGGCCGGCCGGCGACCUGGCCACCGACUCGGUCACCCCCUCGCUGGAUACGGCCGCCGACCGUGCGGCGGUGGCGGCCGCGGCGGCCGCCCCCCGUCCCGCCGGGGCCGCAGCUCCAGCCAGCGUCAAUGGCUGCACCCCGCCGAGCACCGACGCCACACUGGCCCCGGCCGAUGCGCUGGGCGCCCUGCAGCCCGCAGCCACCGGGGCCCCGGCCCCGGCGGCCGCCGCGCCCCGCAGCCCCAACCGCUACCCCCGGGUCAUGUGCCAGAACUCCGGCGGCAUGCUCUCCCGUCAGCAAGCCUACGAGGUCAUGGAGCUCGACAUCCCCGGGCCCAUCCUCCCGGUGCCGGUGCUGACUUUCUCCUCGUCGAUCGGCGAAAUCUUCCGCCGGACUCCGUACUCGCGCAAUCCCGCCGUCUACACCCACAGCCAGGAUUACGCCAACCUCAGCGACUCCAUGGUCGAGCAUUUGGACGACGAGCAGGGCACGGUCCUGGUCCCGCACCCGUCCUUGGUCCCCAUCAACCCGCCCUUCAACUCGGUCAUCACUUCGUACCAGCGCUAUGUCCCGCGCUCGGUCAUCGGUGCGUAUGCCGCCGCUCUGCCUCGGACCGCGCGGUCCGGUGAUGACACCUCCCACCGGGUCUUCUUCAUCGCCCUGAUCCUGGCCGCCAAGUAUCUCAACGACCAGACCCUGACCAACCGCGGCUGGAGCAAGCUCACCCGGGGGAUGUUCGCCACGCGCGACAUCAACCGCAUGGAGCGCGACUUCCUGGCCCUGGUCGGGUAUGACCUGGUCAUCGAGCCCACGGAGCUGGCCAUCUUCGUCGAGAAGGAGGUGGAGCCCUUCAACCCCCUGCUCGCCGGGCAGAUCCGCGCCAUUCAGGGGUACAAUGUCAUGAUCAACAUCAGCACCCUGGAGCGGGACUUCCAGCCGUGGACCUAA